UCCACACUGCUGGUCACUUGCUUGUAUUGUACGUUGACUAAUCCUACCAUCAGCGGCAAGGUGACGUCCGCUGCAAAGUUCGACGAUGCUGCAUGGUUCAGGAUCGCUGGGAGCUUGUCACCCCGGCGACGUACGUCAUCACUAUGGAAGCUACUCCAGACCGGUUGUACUGGAAAGUCAUGAAAGACGCACUGCAAUCUGUUUGUUUUCUAGUGUGCAGACUUUCAUAAUAAUUGCUAUAAUUUCCUGCCUGAUUGCUGGCAUCGCUGCUGCGGGUAUGAUUAUUCGAUUUGAUAAGCACACUCGAGAAGACAUACUUAUGGCAUAUCAAGACCAAAUUCCUCUUGCAGCAUCAACACGUUUCUGUGAUGGCGUUCGAAUUCAAGACAAGGAAAACUAUGGGUCACUCAAACUUUACGUUUUCCAUCACACUCCGCCCCUCACUCUAUGGCAAACAUUCAAAUUGAAUAGAAUCAAGUUUCUGGUCAAGACCAACGAUCACCAUUUCUGGUUUUUCUACAUGAAUCAAGGCUCCCAAGUCAAUGUGUCAUUAUGUGCCAAGCCAAGCAUACAUUUGUACGUUCUAAAGGGAAAAGAGAAUUUCAACGAUUGGAAGUAUGGCAAACGUUACCACACCAUAUUUUCUAACAAUUAUCGCUUAUGUCACAAUGGGCUUGAUAUCAUUCGAGUGAAAUCUGCAGACGAAUAUUAUUUCGUGUUCGAAAAUGACAAUCUAGAGGAAGCACUCAUCAACAUGACACUCGUCUUCAAUCGUUCUAUGUACAAUACCUCGGCUGUGUUGGGACACUCGUGUCAUGCAAACCCAACUUGUUCGCUCCCUCUUAGCUACGCAUCAAGCCAAUUCACCUUGAUGGCAACAGACGGCAUCACCCAGCCUGAUCGCAAUACUUAUAGCCAGUGGAUGUGUAGUCCGCGUGACUGGUUUUAUGGUGUGAGUUUUGGGAUGCCGUGUGGAGCUUUGGUUGUGGUGGCUAUUGCAAUGACAAUAUGGCGUUAUCGUAAGUAUGGUAAACAUCGGUCUAGCUCAUCACUACUGCAUGCAUCUGAUGGCAAUAAUACUGCAGGAACAAGCACAUCAGUGACAGUCAUAGCUGGUUCUUUCCUUGAACCCGAACCACCAGGCUACGAAGAGGCCACACAAAUGUUAUAAAAAUUAGUGACAACAUUAUGUGUCUUGUUCAACUAGUAGAUGUUGAUUGUGUAAUGUAGUCUUGACAUCAUGUAAGCAGAGGGGAUAACUUUUGCACAAGUUGUGUGCCUUUUGAUUUAUUUACUAGAUCUUGUUAUACUCUACAUGCGAAACUUGUAACUGCAGAGAGAUUAUUAAUGA
This is a messenger RNA of Corticium candelabrum, 1351 nucleotides long. RefSeq lists its product as uncharacterized. The record is from RefSeq and is a predicted model, not a curated record. Bases 86 to 1171 code for a protein of 361 amino acids. NCBI's taxonomy places the organism in Eukaryota, Metazoa, Porifera, Homoscleromorpha, Homosclerophorida, Plakinidae. The transcript has 2 exons.